This is a messenger RNA of Nyctereutes procyonoides (raccoon dog), 3276 nucleotides long. RefSeq names its product CD22 molecule (gene CD22). The record is from RefSeq and is a predicted model, not a curated record. Bases 50 to 2587 code for a protein of 845 amino acids. The transcript is spliced from 14 exons. NCBI's taxonomy places the organism in Eukaryota, Metazoa, Chordata, Mammalia, Carnivora, Canidae.
GAAGGAAGACACGAGAAAACAGCCCAGGCUCCUGCCUAGACACAGCACCAUGCAUCUCCUCGGCCCCUUGCUCCUGCUCCUUGAAUACUUGGCCUUCUCUGACUCAUCCUAUUGGAGGUUUAAUCACCCCCACACUCUCUACACCUGGGAAAAGGCCUGCGUCUGGAUUCCCUGUACCUACACGAUUCCAGAGAGAGAUAGUGUGCUGGAAAAGCUGACCGUGUACAGCAACUAUGAAUAUAAUGACACCACCAAGGACUUCCAGGGGUCCAUUCUCUAUGAGACCAAAGAUUUUAAGAAUAAUCCUCCUCAGGAGAUGAGGGUUCAGUUCCUGGGAAACAAAAAUCUCAACUGCACCCUCCACAUCAACCCUGUGUCUAAAGAAGACAAUGGCUGGCUGGGAAUCAGAGUGAAUACGAAGACUGACAAAUGGAUGGAGAAAAUAAACCUCAACGUCUCUAAGACGCCGCUUCCACCUCACAUCCAGCUCCCUCCAGAAAUCCAGGAGUCCCAGGAAGUCACUCUGACCUGCCUGCUGAAUUUCUCCUGCCCUGGGUUCCCGAUCCAACUGAAGUGGUCCCUGCAGGAGCCUGCCGUCACCCUGACCUCCCUGAGCACCAAGACCGUCUCCACCCAGAGCAAGCUCACCUUCCGGCCGCAGUGGACGCACCACGGCAAGAACCUGACCUGCCAGCUCUGGGAUCAUAAAGCGGAGCGGGUGCUCUCUGAGGACACGGUGUGCCUGGAUGUGAAGCAUGUCCCAAAGUUGAAGAUUGAGGUCAGUCCCGGAGGAGCCAAUGUAACAGAGGGAGAGUCUGUGAUCAUGACGUGCCAAGUUAUCAGCAGCAACCCAGAGUACCGGAGAAUAGCCUGGCUCAAGGAUGGGAACACACUGCAGGAGCAGGAGACAUUCACACUAACUCUGUCCCCUGUGACCAAGAAGAUGAGUGGAAAGUACCAGUGUGAGGCCUUCAAUGAUGUAGGCUCGGGACAGUCGGAUGGAGUGGUCCUUCAAGUAUACUAUGCUCCGGAACCUUCCAGGGUUGAGAUCCUCUCCUCGCCAGCUAAGGAGAGAAAUAGAGUAGAGAUGACCUGUGUGUCACUGGCCAAUCCUCCUCCAACAAAUUACACCUGGUAUCACAAUGAUAGAGAAGUGCCAGGAAUUACAGGCAAGGCCUUCCAGAUCCCAGCGGUCCUCGUCGGGCAUGCUGGGAGUUAUUCCUGCUUGGCACAAAACAGCCUUGGUCUUGGACAAGUUGGCCAGAAAGCUGAGUUAGACGUCCAAUAUCCCCCCAAGGAGGUGACCGCAGUGAUUCAGAACCCCACGCGGAUUCGAGAAGGAGACAAUGUGACCGUGUCCUGUAACUAUAAUUCCAGUAAUCCCCGAGUUAGCCAAUACGAAUGGAACGUCCAAGGCUCCCGGAAUAAAGUAUUUUCUGAGGUGCUGGUAAUUCAGAAAGUCUCCUGGGACGCCAGGCCAAUCGCCUGUGCAGCCUGUAACCAGUGGUGUUCGUGGGCUCCCUCUGUCAACCUGGAUGUCCAGCAUGCCCCCAAGGACGUCAGGGUCCAGCAGACCAGCCCCUCUUCUGAGAUUCACUCCGGGCACCGAGUCCUCCUGGGAUGUAACUUCUCAAGCAGCCGCCCCAGAGAUGUCCGCUUCUUCUGGAAGAAAAAUGGAAUCUUCCUGAAGGAAGGAAGAGAACUGAGCUUUGACUCCAUCUCUCCAGAAGAUGCUGGCAUUUAUAACUGCCUGGUGAACAACUCCAUUGGACAGACCAUGUCUGAGGCCAAGAUGCUCCGAGUGCUGUACGCACCAAGGAUGCUGCGCGUGGCCAUUAGCCCGAAGGAUGAAGUGAUAGAGGGGAAGAAGGCAGUCCUGACCUGCGAGAGCGAUGCCAACCCUCCCAUCCUCCAGUACGCCUGGUUUGACUGGAAUAACCAAAACCUCCGCCACUAUGAUCAGAUGCUGAGAUUGGAUCCGGUGAAGGUCCAGCAUUCCGGCGCCUAUCGGUGCCAGGCGACCAACCGGCUGGGCACAGGCCAGUCGCCCCCCGGCACCCUCACUGUCUACUACAGCCCGGAGACCAUCGGCAGGAGAGUGGCCGUGGGCGUGGGUUUCUGUCUGGCCACGCUCCUCCUGGCAUUCUGGGGAGUCAAGCUGCAGCGCAGCUGGAAGAGGAUACGGAGCCAGCAGGGGCUCCAGGAAAAUUCUAGUGGGCAGAGCUUCUUUGUGAGGAAUAAAAAGAUUAGAAGGGUCCCGGUCUCCGAAGACCCCCACUCCCUGGGCUGCUACAACCCUGUGAUGGAAGAUGCCAUCAGUUACGCCACCUUGCGAUUUCCUGUUGGCGAGACCAACACACCAAGAACUAGAGAUGCAGGGACCCUGGAGGCAGAGGGACCUUCUCCAAACAGGGACGACACCGUCACUUACUCUGUCUUGCAGAAGCGUCGAGUGGGCGACUAUGAGAACGUGGUUCCAGAAAAUGUAGAAGACGAGGGGAUACAUUACUCGGAGCUGGUUCAUCUUGGGGUUGGGGAGCGGCCUCUGGGCCAGGAAGCGGUGGAGUACGUGACCCUCAAGCACUGACAGGCCAACCCCAUGGAAGCAGAGGCUCUGAGAGACUGCAAAGGCCAGGUGGGCGUCGAGCUCGCCCGGGGACUGCUGCUCAGCUGCAAAGUCCCGCGGCCUCCCCGCCAACUUACAUGCACACACACACACGCACACGCACACGCAUGCAUGCACACGCACACAAUUACCGAAACCUCAGUCGGCGCACAGAACUUCCUCCGUGGCCCAGAGACAGGCCCCCCUCUCAACACUGGUAACCCUGCCCCCCCUCCCGAAGGCCUGCUCCCCGUCCACUCUCCUUCCCAUACGGGGAGUCAUCUAAACACCUACCCUGCACUGCCCAAAUCAUCUUGCCCAUCCCCGACCAUCUGCCACCCCCUAUCCCCUCUCAAACCCCGUCCACAGAGGCCCGUGUCCCUGCUGGGAUCAGCUUGUUACUGUAUUUUUUUCCUUUCCCUCUCCAACCUUCGAGCCCCUUACCCCUGCUCUGAAAGCCCCACUCACGAAUCCUGUGUCUAGUUUCUUCUGCCUCUGGGGCAAAGCGCAGGGAAAGAGGGGCUGUCCUGAGCUGGGGCUGGGCUCUCCUCCACGUGUCAGCGAGGCAUUCCAUUAGCUGCUGCGCCCCCCCCACCCUUCCCCCAGGGGUCUGGGGGGCUGAGACACAUGCCGACGUGGACAGACGUAUAACACACACAGAGCUGCACAAU